AUGUCAUCAAACGCAGGGCCGUCUACGCAGCGGCAAGUCGUCGCCGUCAUCGGCACCACGGGCGUUGGUAAAUCAAACCUGGCUGUGACACUUUGCAAAAGUCUCUCCUCUCUCGAACCCGCACGCAGCGGUAAAGUGCUCUCAGCCGACUCGAUGCAGCUCUACAAGGGGAUGGACUUGAUCACAAACAAGGUCACGGUGGAGGAACAGGGCGGCGUCGAGCACUGGGGCCUGGAUGUCGUCCAGCCCGGCCAAGAGCACAGCUGGGAGGUGGGCAAGUGGUGCAGCGAGGCGGAUCAGGAGCUGGAGCGAAUGCCUGAAUCGACCCUCCCCGUCAUCUGCGGAGGGACGCACUACUUUAUCCAACAUUUCCUCUUCCCUCCCGACGACCUGAGCUUGGACCGCAAUCGCGAGAAGGGCAAGGAGAACGACUCUCUCGCGAUUCGUUGGACGCCACCGAGGGCCAUGCCGUCAGUUCCAGAAGAUAUGAAUCCGCACCUCCGCCGGCUUCUGGAGACAUUCUGGCUCAACGACGCAGUCUAUCCCCCAGUAGACGGGUCAGCUGAGGAUGAAGAGUGCGGCCCAGGCUCGACACGGCUCACUUCGCGUCCUGUCGCGGGUACCGAUCACGAGCUGCUCAGCAUGUGGCGGCUACUGGAAGCGGUAGACCCGAAUGACUCUGUGCGUUGGCACUGGCGAGAUGGGCGCAAGGUGCGGCGCAGCAUCGAGCGGUGGUGGGAGCGGGGCGGUGGUGAGGUGGACAAGUCCUCCGAAGAGAGGGCUGGGCGAACCGCGCGCUUCCGAACGCUCAUCUUCUGGGUGUAUGAGCCACUCGACAGCUUGCGCGAUCGUCUCGACCAGCGAGUGGACAAGAUGGUCAAAGGUGGGCUGCUGGACGAGAUCGCCGAGCUGCGCGAGAUUGCGCGGCGUGUCUACGGGUCUGAGGAAGCGACCGACCUCUUCGAGGGUAUUUUCCAGGCGAUCGGGUAUAAGGAGUUUGCCGAACUGCCGCUUCCCCAGGAAAGCCCAUUUGAGAACCCCGAGUUCCAGCGCAUGCUCACGUUGAUGAAACUCAGCACGCACCGAUACGCCAAGUCCCAGAUCCGGUGGAUCACGAAACAACUCCUCCCGGCGGUGCAUGAUGCCCGCUCGCGUGGCGGCGACGUGCACGUCUACGUCGUGCCCGGUGGUGCGGCGGGUGAACCGCUCGCGGUGGAGGUGCUGGCGGCCUUCCUGCAGGGGAAUGGGAACGAGUUGCCAGACGCCCAGAAAGUCGGACAUCCUGACGCCCACACACUGCUCAAAAUCCUCGCGCAGGAACCCGCGGGUGUGGCCGACACGGCCGAGUAUGUCGCCUCUGAGAUUGAGCUGACGCCUAGCCGACAGAUUCUGAAUGCCCGCCGGAUAUGCGACACGUGCUCCACACCGGGCAAGCCGUUUUCCGUGCGCGGAGACGAUUGGGACGACCAUCUCAAAUCCAAGAUACAUAGACGUACCACCAAGUACGGCGGGUUGAGUCGUGAAGAGUUUGCACAGGUGCAGAAGGCAAAGGGUCUCGCUCGGAAGGCGGCUCUGGAGGAUGAGCGAGCAGCGGAGAAGGAUAAGGAUAAGGAGAGCAUGGCAACGGCAUCUGAGAACACGUAG
This is a messenger RNA of Cutaneotrichosporon cavernicola, 1644 nucleotides long. RefSeq lists its product as uncharacterized. Gene Ontology annotation, molecular function: tRNA dimethylallyltransferase activity. Gene Ontology annotation, biological process: tRNA modification. Lineage: Eukaryota; Fungi; Basidiomycota; Tremellomycetes; Trichosporonales; Trichosporonaceae. The record is from RefSeq and is a predicted model, not a curated record. Bases 1 to 1644 code for a protein of 547 amino acids. Gene Ontology annotation, cellular component: mitochondrion. The transcript has 5 exons.